UGCCAGGCGUAUCAGCUCUGGCGUUUCUGGGUUGACAGAAUCGGUUCCUAGCGUGCUGGGCGACAUUCUUUCACAACUUGCCACUAAUAGCAAGCCUCUAAUUGCUGUUGCCGAAGUUCGCCUCGAAGUGACCCCAGAUGAAACCACAAAAGGCGGAAAUUCCAUAGAAAUACUUGAUGUUGCUGAGCCAACUACAAAGCCAAUGGCCGAGCGUUUAGAAAAAGGGAAUGUAUAUCUUGCGAAGGACUUUGAUGUGACUAUAGGCACGGAGGCAACAAACGGAGUCCUUACGCUUUCCGGGACACCUGGUCGUGCACGUGGUCGUCCGAAGCGGACGAAGACGCCUCGAGGAAAAAGACGCGUACAACCAGACUUGAUCAGAUCCGAAGCUAAUACAAUAUCUGAUACUGACAUAAAAUUACCUGAAACAUCUGCGGUAAUGUGGGAAAGAUUCGACCCUGAGUCAUCGGAGCUAUCUGUGAAAAAAGCUGCCGAAACAAUGCAUAGAUCUGGUGUACCUAGCACCGGCACUCAUUUACGAUGCACCAAAUUAGCUGGACGAAAAGUUGCAAUACCCUCUCCAUCUUGUCCUUCAUACAUCGAUCUCACUACCUCUGCUUCAGAUGGCGCGAUAUCAACACAAGAUGAAGUGCCAAAGUCUGUCCUCGCCUCUGACGAGGCCCAUGGCAUUUCCGGGUUGUCUGUCGGACGU
Messenger RNA from Protopolystoma xenopodis, 712 nucleotides. Lineage: Eukaryota; Metazoa; Platyhelminthes; Monogenea; Polystomatidea; Polystomatidae. The record is from the annotation of a GenBank genome assembly.